Messenger RNA from Nerophis lumbriciformis (worm pipefish), 2263 nucleotides. It is a transcript of the gene macrod2, whose product is annotated as mono-ADP ribosylhydrolase 2. The record is from RefSeq and is a predicted model, not a curated record. Gene Ontology annotation, cellular component: nucleoplasm. Gene Ontology annotation, molecular function: ADP-ribosylglutamate-[protein] hydrolase activity. Gene Ontology annotation, biological process: purine nucleoside metabolic process; DNA damage response; peptidyl-glutamate ADP-deribosylation. NCBI's taxonomy places the organism in Eukaryota, Metazoa, Chordata, Actinopteri, Syngnathiformes, Syngnathidae.
AUAAUUACGCCGCAAUCACGGUAGGUUGAGGCACGUGAGGUCCAUACUCCAUAGAAAUUUUGACAGCUUUACAGUCAAAAAACAACCACUCGAAGACUAAUCAUUCCGGCAGCAUGAGCAAAAAGAAAAAGGACUGGAAGACCGAAAAAGAGAGACUUCUCCAAAUGGAACGUGAAGAGAGGCGCAAGGAGGGCUAUCGUCGUCAAGAUUAUAUAAGUCUGGACAAGAUUCCAACUUGGAGAGAAGAUAAUUAUGCUGAUAGCAAAGAAGAAGGGGGACUUUUGACCGGCGUAGGAGGACUGAAUGAUAAAGUAUCUCUCUACAAAGGAGACAUUACUGUCCUGGAGUUGGAUGCCAUUGUCAAUGCUGCAAAUUCCAGUCUUCUGGGAGGAGGUGGUGUCGACGGUUGCAUACACAAAGCGGCAGGUCCCUGUCUCUAUGAUGAGUGUCAAACACUAAAUGGCUGCGAUACCGGCAAAGCCAAGAUCACCUGCGGCUAUGAUCUUCCUGCAAGAUUUGUGAUCCACACUGUGGGUCCGGUGGCCAGAGGUCAUGUGGGCCCCACCGAGACCAACGACCUUACAUCUUGUUACCAGAACUCCCUCAGGCUGGUGAAGGAGUAUGGCUUGAGCACUGUGGCCUUCCCAUGUAUAUCCACAGGAAUCUACGGCUUUCCCAAUGAUCCUGCAGCUGACAUCGCCCUGAACACAGUAAAACGAUGGAUUGAAGAGAAUCCUAAUGCGAUCACACGAGUCAUUUUCUGUGUCUUCCUUGAAACUGACUUUACCAUCUACAAGAAGAAGAUGUCGUUUGUUUUUCAAGACAAUGACAUGGAGGUUGCAGAGGAGCAGCUGAAGGGAGAUAACACACCACCAUCAUCUAAAUCAACAACCAAGGAUGACAUCGACAGCAACAAAGGAAAAGAGGAAGCAGGUGAUGAAGACGAAGAUGACAAUGAUGCAGAAGGAACUGAAGACGUGGUGAUGGAGAGUCAGAACCCAGAUGAAGAUUUGGGCCAUGAGGAGAUGAGUCAAGACAGAGUUGAAGAUCAAAAUAAGAACCAAGACACUGACGUCGAUAAAAAUGAAGAUGAAGACACAACUCUUGACAGUAAGGAUAAAGAUGAAGCUGAAGAAGAGCAAACUGCUCCAAAGACAGAUGGUGAAGACACGGGAAAGGCCACUGUAGAGAUGGAAGAUGUCUCUGAGACGGCUGAGACUGGCACCAGCAAUGGAGAGGACGAAAACGAUCCAGUUGAGAGCUCAGAGGAACCGACAUCCACUCAGACUGACAGCAUCAAGUCCAAAGACGCUGCUGAGAAGAAAGAAUGACCGCCCGAGGGAAGGACAAUCAACUUCAUCUGACAGCCAGCAAGCUGAGCGAAGGCCAUUCACAACUGUGUCAGACAAAGCCAAUGGCGGUCCGAGCGCUGUCACAGUUCCAGGACAUAUUCAGUCAACAUUCACAUUUCCAAUUUCAUUUAGUUCUUUUUAGUCAAUACGCCCCCGAGCUCUGACGUCAUGGCGUUUUUGGAAACCUUCCGGGAGGACUUAAAAACAUAUCAACCAGAAAGGAUGAGCCAUACCUCACUGUGUCAUCACGUUGUUAUUGUGCCAGUCGAAUGUGAUCGAGUUUCUUAGUCCGAGCCACGCCCACUAGGGGAGCAUGCUGGCACUCCAGGCUGAGUGAUGCUUCACACUCGUCGAAGUCUCCAAAUCUCCAUCUAUAUAUGCCAUAAACGAGCUCCCUUGCUGAGCCACACCAGCCGGUACCGUGAUGAUAACACCAAGGUCUCCCUUAGACCACUUCUGAACUUCUCUAAUCACCGCUCAACUUUUUUUUUUAAUUCAUCUACAUCCACGCACGCUAAAAAAGGAUGUGAUUGUCUUCUAACAAAUGGACCAGCCCACUUCCUUUCCCACCUACUUGGUCUUUUCUUCACCAUUCUCAAUGCAUGCCAGCAUUUUGCUUUGAACAAAAGUCACAAUCAUUUUGCUUGUCUCCUUAUCAGAUUGUCUAAUUAUACUGAAGAAUCUGCCUUAUUUCACAUCAAAUGGUUUGAAUAUGAAUCAUAGGUUGAUUUUUUAUUAGAUUACAUUGUUUAGUACGUGUAAUCCUCGUCAUUUGUCGAUUUUAGUUAGUUUAAUGAUCUGUAUGAUUUACGACACACCAAAUGGGUUACGGUCUAAGAAAUGAUGCCUUCAUACUUUGAUGUUUGCUUUGCUAAAUAUAACUGUAAGAACUAAUAAAGAUUCAAGUGAGA